GGGGUUUCGAGCUUGGAUUUACUUUGAAAACGGGUAAAAAGUUGUUUUAAAAAGUAUUGUAUAUAUAUGGUUCGAUGCAGCUCGGCGAACUGAUUCCGAAUAUCACCUUAGUUGUCCUUUAAACUCUAGUACAGAUGUCUAAAGUCGCAUUUUCGCCUAGAGACCUCGGAUUUUUGGGCACCAUUUAAAACAGCUUAGGUUAGGUUUCAUGAGUUGGCGCUACUACCAUAGUUAGAAUACAUAUCCAGAAAUAUCUGGUAAAAAUACACGCGCGAGCAGACGUGACCCUUUCGUAGGGUUUUUAACAUACGCAACAGUAGGUUUUCGGGUAGGAUUUCUACAUAGGAAUUCCUAGUUUUCUAUUCUAUUUUAAAUUGGAUUACGAUAAUUUUUUUCGCCAUAAAGUCCAUAGAUGAGCAAGUUUUUCGCGAUAUUGUUUGCUUCUGAAAUAUUGUGCUAUAAUGCUCUGCAGCUUGAGUUUCUUGAUUUAUGCUGAUUUCUGGGCCCAAGCUUUGACAGGCUUUUUUCUUGGGCUCUAUAAAACUUUGAGAAUCGCUAUUUUAGGAAAUAAUAGAUCACAUAUGUAUGUAUCUACGUGAACAGUUAGAUUCUGGAAAAAAAUAUUUUCGCAUAUGUCCGCCUGGCUCCCCACUGCGCCACACCCACACCCACACCCACCCACACCCACACCCACACCCACACAUCCCACACCCACACUCCAAUAUUAAAUAACGAAGAAAUAAUAAAUGAUGACAAGGAAAAUGAUGAAGAAUAUUUUCUUCUGCCACGAGCAGCAGAAUUUUUAAGAUUUGGUCGACAUCUUCAUCAUUUUCUCGUUUUAAUCGUUAAGCUUAACGUUCAGUUUGAAGCAAUUGUUUUGAUUUCGUCGAUAAGCUCGACCAACUGAUUCUAUCAAUUUUGAGAAAUGAUCGUCUGCUUGUACUUUACAUAUAAAAACUCUCCGUUUGUGGUCACUCACUGGCAGUGACAUCUUUCCUUUCUUUGGAACAUUGGUUGUCCGAUAGUUUAUCAUGAACAAAUGGACGGACAUACACAAUGAAGAAUUACCAUUGUCAUUGUCAUUUUAUAUUUCAACUCGAAAGAAAUGCAAAACUACGCUGAUUUUCGAAAAAGUAUUCGAGAUUUUCUUCUUUUAAACCCAUCACCAUCACCAGCUGAUACAGUUGCUAUUCUCGAACGACUAGAAAAACAAGUAUUCGGCAUUUGUUCGUCUUUGGGUUCAAAAAUGGACGAAAAAAAUAACGAUCUGAUCAAACCACUCAAAGAACGUAUUGAUCUCGGUGACCAACUGAAUAUAACGAAAGAAUCAACAAAUAAAAUCAUUAAAUGUUACAACAUGUCUAUGAAAGCUGCGUCGCAUACCAUUGCACGAACAAUUAUAGAAAUGAUUGCGCGUGGACACGCGCAAGAAAUUUAUUCGUCUGUGGAAAAACUUAUGAACCAAUUUCGUCUCGAGAAGAAGUAUUCGGCGAGUGAUUGAUCAUUAUCUUAUUCUGAUCGAAAUUAUAUAUUUUCUUUUGGAAGAAUAAUCGGAAAACCAUUGAUUUGGUGCAAGAGGCAAAGAUACGAUCAUUUUGGGAUAAAAUUACAUCAAUAGAACAAAACAAUCUUGAUCUUUAUCUUAAAUGGCAUUAUCAAAGUUUACAUAAGAAAAAUUUUGUUCCAACGAAUGAUGUGUUAAAACAUCUGUGGAGCAGAUCGAAAGCAACUGAUAUAGUAACAAGUCUCACGCAUCCUAAAUUUGGCUCAUUUUCGGAUAAAAUCGAACAUAUUGAAACAUCAUUCAUAAACCUCUACCAUACGUUGUCUGAAGUGAUUCACAAUUCUAGUCCUCCAUACGAAGAUGAUAAAUUGCCAAUUCCAGAUCUUAGUGAAGGGCAAUUCAGCCGAUCUGAUGCCUUAGCUCUUGCUUCAUUCUAUAAAAUUGCAUUACCAAAUAUUGAAUAUGAAUUCAUUACAAAUAUCGUCCAUUUCUCUUCUGAUUCAGCAAAUUUAUUUAAUCGUAUAGAUUUAAACAAUAGUAUGAACAUGUGGACUACCACAAUGAAUGGAACAAAUGAACAAUCACUCAAACGAAAAUUGUCUGAUGGAAAUCAAGAAAAUGAAAUCCAAUGA
This is a messenger RNA of Rotaria sp. Silwood1, 2136 nucleotides long. Lineage: Eukaryota; Metazoa; Rotifera; Eurotatoria; Philodinida; Philodinidae. The record is from the annotation of a GenBank genome assembly.